GUCUGACUGACAUUCGUUUGACAUUUCGCUCCAGCUGAUUCGAACGAAUUUAUAUCGAAAUUCGCAAUUUUAUUUAGUUUUUAUAUAAAGUGGAAAUAAAUACAAAUAUACAGGUCCACGGUUCAACAAUUUAUAAUGUUUAGGAAUAAUCUGAGAUUGAGUUUGGUAGCGAGAAGUAAUGACUUACAGCUUCAAAGAUGCAAACACACAAGCAAGCUGGACGCCAUCAGGGAGAAGCUGCGCGAGGGCCCCGGGCUUGCGGAGUUCGUGUCGGAGGACCGGCCCAAGGACUGGGCAGAGUAUGAGGGCAAGCUGAAACGGGAGAAGGGUGAGCGUGAGCGGCUCCGACUGCCACCCUGGCUGAAAACCAAGAUACCCACUGGUUCAAAGUUCAAUGAGCUGAAGCAACAGCUGCGCAGCCUGAAGCUGAGCACAGUGUGUGAGGAGGCGCGCUGCCCCAACAUCGGCGAGUGCUGGAGCGGCGGCAAGAACGGCACCUCCACUGCCACUAUUAUGCUGAUGGGCGACACGUGCACCCGCGGCUGCAUGUUCUGCUCCGUGAAGACGUCCCGCGCCCCGCCGCCGCUGGACGCGCUGGAGCCGCGCCGCACGGCGCAGGCCGUGGGCCGCUGGGGGCUCGGCUACAUCGUGCUCACCUCCGUCGACAGGGACGAUUUGGAAGACGGAGGGUCAGCACAUUUUGCAGAAACCGUCAAAGAAAUAAAGAAGCAAAACAAGGACAUCCUAGUGGAGUGCCUGGUGCCCGACUUCCGCGGCUCGCGACCCUGCAUCGAGCGCGUGGCGUGCAGCGGGCUGGACGUGUUUGCGCACAACGUGGAGACCGUGGAGCGCUUCACGCCCUUCGUGCGCGACCCCCGCGCCUCGUACGUACACGGGCGUGCACAUACGACCCCCGCGCCUCGUACGUACACGGGCGUGCACAUACGACCCCCGCGCCUCGUACCGUCAGUCGCUGCGCGUGUUGGCGACUGCGAAGGAAGUGAACCCCGAGCUGGUGACCAAGUCCUCCAUCAUGCUGGGGCUCGGCGAGACCGACGAGCAGGUCGAGCAGACCUUGAAAGACCUGCGGGCGGCGGGCGUGGACUGCGUGACGCUGGGCCAGUACAUGCAGCCCACCCGGCGGCACCUGCAGGUGUUCCAGUACGUGACCCCGCGCAGCUUCGAGCGCUGGCAGCGGCGCGGCGCCGAGCUGGGCUUCCUGUACACGGCCAGCGGGCCGCUCGUGCGCUCCUCCUACCGCGCCGGCGAGUUCUUCAUCGCCAGCCUGCUCCGAGCCAGGCGGGCCGACACCGCGUGACCGCAGGACCGAUACUUGCUUCACACGUAGGUAUACCAUAUCCGACGCUACCACGCAGGCGGGACUAACUUGUGUGAUCUUCUCUAGGUUUAUUAGUUCAUAAUUAGAGAGCGUAGAGCAGCAGACGAAGAGCGCUCGUGUGUGAUGACAGCAGGUCUAACAAUUGUAUCACAUUUGUUUGACAUAACGUAUACAGUCUCACAGACGCAUUCUAUAAUAAAUAUGUACGGUACUUUUCUUUUUAUUAAGAAAUCUAUGCCCGUCACGCCCAUCUCAUCUGAUGUUAGUACACGUUUGGUGGCGAGGUGGUACACGUUCACUAAAUAAAUGCCUGUUCACAUUCAUUUUGAGGAGGAGUGAGUAGGCAGGGAACAGAAGUGGGGCGAGGUAUGCAAUCGGCCCAGCAGCGCGCACACGGCACGUUUUCUAUGGAAGCCGUUAAAUGGCGUACUGACGAUAUGAAGAUGAUAUUACAAAUCACGACCACAAAAUAUAGUGAUACACCAAAUCCUUUUUGGCCGCCCUGCUUUUUUGAUAUCGUUGCACAAGUUCUAUUCAUUGUAAUACCACUUCAGUGAUAGCGUUCAAUAUACAUACCUGUUGAGUUAACCAUAUUUUCUUGUUUCUUAUUCGUUUCCUUGCUUCUGAGACUGUCGAUUAUGUCACAUAAAUGUUUAUCCAAAAUAUGAUAAAUACUAUCACCAUCAGUUAAACCGAAAACUCAACGUCAUCUGUCUAGUCCGAUGUAUAUUGAUGUAAAAAUUUAUAAAACAAAUAUGUAUAAUUAUUGUAAAUAAGCACCUACCUAAAGUUGUGAUUAAGUCAAAAAUAACUAAUAUUUUACUUCGAGACAGCAAUGAAUAUAAAGGCGAAUCUCUAAAAAUAUUCAAAAUAAGUCAUACAUAAUUAUGUAGAUAAUAGUUUUUGUAUAAUGGACCUCAAUGUAGAUUAUGUAGUUACCUAUUUGUUUUACCCCCUCCGAUUGAUUGAGGGGAGGCCUGUGCCCAGCAGUGAGACGUAAUAGACUAUUUUAUGUAUGUUACUCGUAUAUUUAGUAUUGUUAACUUAGAUAUUGUAGAAUCUGUAUAAAUACUCAAAGAAAUGUCCCUACCUGCAGAUGUACAUUAAACCAAUUGUUAAAGUUUUGUUAAUAUUUAUUUGUUAUUUGUCGCUUUAGGAAAGUGUAAAUAAAGGCUAAUAAGGAAUAAAUUAUAUUCUCGUA
Messenger RNA from Pectinophora gossypiella (pink bollworm), 2540 nucleotides. RefSeq names its product lipoyl synthase, mitochondrial (gene Las). NCBI's taxonomy places the organism in Eukaryota, Metazoa, Arthropoda, Insecta, Lepidoptera, Gelechiidae. Gene Ontology annotation, biological process: lipoate biosynthetic process. The transcript has 8 exons. Gene Ontology annotation, molecular function: 4 iron, 4 sulfur cluster binding; lipoate synthase activity. Bases 136 to 1386 code for a protein of 416 amino acids. The record is from RefSeq and is a predicted model, not a curated record. Gene Ontology annotation, cellular component: mitochondrion.